CAGGUUCAGUUCCAGCUGAUAGCUCAGUUUGAAUUUGAUUUUGAACGCCUAAGCAUCAACAUGCGUUGCAAGUACCUGAUUUUAAUCUGCUGCUACAUAAGCAGCGUCUGGGCCUUUAGUGACGAGGCCAUAUUUGAGGAUGAGGACAUCUACAAUCAAGCGCUGCCGCCAACGCCUCACACAGGCAUCACUGCGCCCGGCACAAAGUGGUGCGGACCUGGCAAUACUGCAGCCAACUAUGAUGAUUUGGGUCGGGAGCGUGAAACGGAUAAAUGUUGUAGAGCACACGACCACUGCGAGGAAAUCAUGGAGUCGCAUAAGUCAUUGCAUGGCUUGCCCAACAAUACGGACUGGUUUCCCAUAUUGAAAUGCAGCUGCGAGCAGCAGUUCAUCAAUUGCCUGCAGGCGGUGAACACAAUGACCUCCAAUACCUUGGGACGCGUCUACUAUGCCACGCGCAGCAAGUGCUUUGCCUUGGGUCAUCCCACGACAAGCUGCAAGCAAUACCAGGAGGGCACGUUUCGCAAGCGUUGCAUACGCUAUACGGUGAACAAGUCGACGGCCAAGCUGUGGCAGCUUUAUGACAUGCCCUUUUAUACAACGGGAGUUGCAGCAAGGGUCUGACCCUCAGAACUUUAAAUAUCGUCAAGUUUAAAUAUAUUUUGCAUACUCAAUAUUUAGUAAACAAAUGGCAUGCUAAGCU
Messenger RNA from Drosophila busckii, 703 nucleotides. It is a transcript of the gene sPLA2, whose product is annotated as phospholipase A2. The record is from RefSeq and is a predicted model, not a curated record. The transcript has 2 exons. Bases 61 to 624 code for a protein of 187 amino acids. Gene Ontology annotation, biological process: arachidonate secretion; phospholipid metabolic process. Lineage: Eukaryota; Metazoa; Arthropoda; Insecta; Diptera; Drosophilidae.